AUGGACAGCAAGGUACUGACAAAAAAUUGUGGUAAAGAAUCUGAAUCCAGUUCAAAGCCCGUAAAAUCAACAAAGAAAAAGGCAUCUACUAUGUUUCAGUCUAAAGGCAAAACACCUAAUGACGCCAAAGAGAAAAAAAAAGGGUCUUCAAAAUGUAAUGAUGAAGAAGAAGAUGAGGAAACCAUAAAGAACUCAAAUAAAAGGGGAAAGAAAGGAAAGAAAUCCAAAAAGAAAGAAGAACGUUCUCCCUCACCUGUCAUUGAAGUGGAUAAUCUGGAAAAAUUUGUGCUCCGCCCAGCACCACAAGGUGUAACCAUCAAAUGCAAAGUCACAAGAGAUAAAAAAGGAAUGGACAGGGGGUGGUACCCAACUUAUUAUGUUCAUCUUGAUAAUGACAAGAAGGUCUUCUUAUUGGCUGGAAGAAAACGAAAGAAAAGUAAAACUUCCAAUUACUUAAUUUCGAUUGAUGCUACAGAUUUGUCCCGUGGUGGAGAAAAUUUCAUUGGGAAGCUGAGGUCCAAUCUAAUGGGGACAAAAUUCACAGUAUUUGACAAUGGUGAGAAUCCUGAAAAAGCAAAUUCUGACUGGUCCAAUGUGCGCCAGGAACUUGCAGCAAUUGUAUAUGAAACUAAUGUCUUGGGAUUUAAAGGUCCUCGGAAGAUGACAAUGCUUAUACCAGGAAUGGAUGAAGAAUGUGAAAGAGUACCAAUCCGUCCAAGAAAUGAUAAUGAUGGACUACUCCAACGAUGGCAGAACAAGAACAUGGAGAAUGUUAUAGAGUUACAUAACAAGAGCCCAGUAUGGAAUGAUGAAACACAGUCUUAUGUUCUGAACUUUCGUGGGCGUGUGACACACCCUUCUAUCAAGAACUUUCAAAUUGUCCACUCAGAUGAUGUUGAUUAUAUCAUCAUGCAAUUUGGUCGCAUAGCAGAUGAUGCAUUUACCAUGGACUAUAAAUACCCCAUGUGCGCAGUUCAAGCAUUUGCGAUUGCACUAUCUAGCUUUGAUGGAAAGUUAGCAUGCGAGUGA
Molecule: messenger RNA, 1029 nt
Organism: Bufo gargarizans (Asiatic toad)
Lineage: Eukaryota; Metazoa; Chordata; Amphibia; Anura; Bufonidae
Gene: TULP1
Product: TUB like protein 1
Exons: 9
Coding region: 1-1029 (342 amino acids)
Biological process (GO): protein localization to cilium
Cellular component (GO): cilium
Molecular function (GO): actin filament binding
Source: RefSeq, a predicted model, not a curated record